Coregonus clupeaformis (lake whitefish) is the source of this 1681-nucleotide messenger RNA. Its product is annotated as transmembrane protein 100-like. The transcript is spliced from 2 exons. Bases 207 to 617 code for a protein of 136 amino acids. Gene Ontology annotation, biological process: cellular response to BMP stimulus. Lineage: Eukaryota; Metazoa; Chordata; Actinopteri; Salmoniformes; Salmonidae. The record is from RefSeq and is a predicted model, not a curated record.
CCGCCACUGGGAGGGCGGACGGAUGCGAUGCAGAACACACAUACACCACGCACCAAACAUACAGAGACAGAGCACACGCUGUCUCCAGACGACAACAACAGAGGAAGCAGCAGCCCCUGUAGUAGCAGGAAGAAGAGAACCACGAAGAGAAUCACCAGAAGAAACCCCCCUCACUCUUCUCCUCUCCCUAGGACCGCAGCUCUGAGAUGGGCUGCUCCUCGGGGCGCCAGCCCCCGGCCCCUGUUAAUCACCCAGACCUGGACUGUGGCAGCAGCAUACCUCUGGAGUCCCCCCAUAGAGGGGACCUGGUCCUAUCCCCAGACUCUCUCUCCACACUAGAACGACUAGCCCAGGCCACAGGCGGCACGGAGAAGUCCUGGUACCGCUGUGUGUUCCCGUUUGGGGUGAUUUCCCUGGUGAUCGGGGUGGCGGGGACAGGGGUCACCUUUAUGUAUAACACGCCAGACCUGCACCAGACCAAGGUGGUGUCCAUGGUGCUGCUGGUGGUGGGGAUGGUCAUGCUGCUGAUGGCAGCAGUGUGCUGGAGGGACCACAGGCUGAAGAGGAGGAAGAAGAAGGAGGGAGGGUUCUUCUGCUCUGAACAGGGCACCUUGUGAGGUCUGGGGGAGGAAGAGGGAUGAAUGGGACAGAGACACAGACACACAUGAAAGGAUGGAUGGAUGGAAAGGUUGAACAUUUGUAAGGUCCAAACCGAUCAACCUGCCACGUGCUUCGGCAAGACGCUAGAUUUCACUGAAGUGAAGAGGUGGUGGAAAGGGUUGAGGGUUCCUAUUUCUUCUCUCUCGUUUGGAAAUAUAACCUCCUCCUUUACUUUUUCCUCUCCGUUUUUUCCCAGCCCCCAUGUCUCUGAGGAUGUUUACUCUGUUUUUCACUGUGUGGAGGGAGGGAGGGUGGUGUUUUCACGCUUUCAAGUUCAGAGAGUUCUGCACACUGGUUAACCGUGGACCCUGAUAACCAACUGUAGCAGUGAGAUGUCUCAUCAGAAUGACGGAAUCAGACUUUGGAUGUGUACCAAAUGGCACCAUAUUCCCUACAUUGUGAAUAGUGUAGGGAACAGGAUGCCAUUUUGGCCCAGCUUUUCAUUCAUAGUGAUUGACUGAUCUCUGCUUUCCACUUCAGUUGGCUUAGCAGUAUUUUAAAGAUGAGGACAUCUUUUUUAACGGUGCUUCUUCUUACUGCCAUGUCAGUAAUAAAUUGUGAUGAAUUAAUUUGCGUGUGCGUGUGUGCACCUCUAACUGGUAUGAAUUCAUAGUUGAAGGUUUCACAUAAUGACAUCACCCUGCGACAAGACUGCUGUAAGUUUGUCAUCUUUGCAUUCCUCUGUAUGUUUGAUAUUACAUGUAUGUUUGGUAUGCUCUUAGAUAUGCAGAGGUUUAUGGACUGAUAAAUCAUUUGGAUGACGUUCAUAUCACAAAUCACAUAUCACUACCUGACCUGGGUCAAAUACAAUAUGUCAUACUUUCAAAUAUGUGAGCUGCGCUUGAUUUAGUAUAGCCUGGCUCAAUUGAACCAAUAGAAUAGUCCCAAAAGUGUAAACUCCAAGCUAAAUCAGGUGACCCUCAAAUACUUUCUAAUAUUUUAAAGUAUUUGACGUAAUGUAUUUGUCGCAGGUCUGAUCACUACUGUGUCUUACCACGUAAUUUGCCACGUUUUGCAAUGA